GUACAAGACGAAGACAAAGAAACACAGUAACACAGCGUGUACCUUGUUAGUGUACAGAGACUCCAUUAUUACUGACAGAAAAGGCUUACUCGUGUUCUGCUUAGAGGGCUUUCAUCAAAGGAUUCGUUUUCUUAUUGAAGACCACCAUACCCAUCAUACCAUGCAUUCUGGAGAUCUGGUGGAGUUGGACGAGUCUGGUCUCUCAGAGCAGGAGAAGGAGAAGCUGAAGAUUGUAAUGGAUAGGGCCAAGCAAUUUGAUAAGACAACAGCAGAGAUGUUGGCCACACCCCCUAAGGGUAUGCUGUUCAAGUGGACCAAUGCUUUCAAGGGCUGGCAGUCGCGAUGGUUCUCCAUCAAUCAGCAAGAGGGGGUGCUCCACUACUAUAUGAGUGAGGAUAGACAGAAGCAACCACCAAGAGGGUCACUACAACUCUGGGGAGCGAUGGUUGCCCCCAGUGAAGAGGACUCCCAGACCUUCACAGUGAGCGGCACUAACGGGGACGUUUACAAACUGAGGGCGGCUGAUUCUCGAGAGAGGCAGCACUGGGUCACUCGUAUGAGGAGACAAGUGGAGCUAUGCAGUAGCAAAGCCAACAAAGAAGCCUGGACGCAACCAUCACAGACGCUCUCCACAGCUCCACCAGACUCACACAUCUCUUCCGCCUCCGCCAUCAUACCACCCACACGAUCACAACGUACAAGAAUUGCCACCAGUAUUCGAUCUCGUCCCAAAGCCCCGUCCAGGAAACCGAGAGAAGAACUAGACCCUGGCUUCCCUGGUGGAGAUGCUAUGGCGGAGGCUUUCUCACGACUGCAAACAUACCAGCAAAACAUGGAAAUGCAGAUUGAUUCUUAUGCCACACAGUCUGGAAUUAACCCUCUAGACACGAAUGUUCUCCUCCUGAGAGCCUCGUCUAAAGCUGCCGUGUCCACUGUCAGAGAUUGUCUCACUCUCCUCAAGGCCAACUAUUCGGACCCCGACCAAAUAUCAACACACAGUGGAGACGUGGAGACCAUGAGACGCAACUCUAUCACAAGCUCUCCGGCUCGUAUGAACAAUCUCUCAGCUCACGGAUCAACACGAAGUCUAGGAAGCAAGUCUUUAACCUCUAACCCUUAGCAACCCUUAGCAACCGUUACUCAAUUGUGCGUGUCAAUAAUAAUAUAAUUAGUCUGUGUUCUCUUUAAUUAGUGUUCAUUAAUUAAACGUUGUAAUUUGCUCUCUGAUGUCAUAUUGAGUCAUUGUCUGGUUACAAAAAAAUGUAGACAAGUGAUUGAA
This is a messenger RNA of Halichondria panicea, 1279 nucleotides long. Its product is annotated as oxysterol-binding protein-related protein 11-like. The transcript is spliced from 9 exons. The record is from RefSeq and is a predicted model, not a curated record. NCBI's taxonomy places the organism in Eukaryota, Metazoa, Porifera, Demospongiae, Suberitida, Halichondriidae. Bases 161 to 1120 code for a protein of 319 amino acids.